Molecule: messenger RNA, 1180 nt
Organism: Rhipicephalus sanguineus (brown dog tick)
Lineage: Eukaryota; Metazoa; Arthropoda; Arachnida; Ixodida; Ixodidae
Source: RefSeq, a predicted model, not a curated record
UGUCCAAUCACAUUUCCCUUGACGCUGUUCUUGGGCGCAAAGAAAGGAGACGUACUUGGGACGGGUUUGAAGUCGUCACUACACUAUGUGCAUCGAAUCGUAAUUACGUUUGCACUCUCUGGUGUCAACAGCCGCGUUCAAGAAACGUGGGGAACGACUCGUUCAAAACAAACGAAUGGAUACCGGAAAGCUCAUCGCCCACCCGAGCGUUCGGGUCAGAGGAUCGGAACACAGUUUCGAACCUGUCGAAUGCGCGAGCGAAAAGUGCGGGGCGCUGCCGGUUCCUCAUCUGCACUGUCCGUUCUGUAGCAAGAGCUCUGUGUUUAAGGAUGCACGUAUCGUGAAAGCGCACUACAGGGUCAAGCACGUGGACAAAGGACUGUAUUUUGCUGGGUUAAAAAUGCUGCGAUGCUCAGCUACAUGCAGAAUAUCUGGAAGCAUUAAGGGCGAAAAAAAGUUUCGAGGGCCCCACUGGCACUGCUACAAAUGCAGGAAUGGUUUUUGCAGGCGUGAUGAAGCAAUGAAGCAUUUUGAGACACAUUUCAAGUUGCCACAGACGACAUUUCAGAUUAACAUAGUUCAGGAUGUUAACGAAGGAAUGGGACUUCAGUCACGUUUAGACAGCGGUUCGGUUGAACAUUCAGAAUGUCAGAUGUCAUCGGCAUCUGAUAUUAGUACAGAUAUGGAUUCAAACACUGCAGUCGCUGUAACAGUUGAUAUGACUGAAGAGCCACCAGGAAAUCCUGGCUCACCGAACACUGCAGAAGAACCAACAACAGUCAUGAUCAUUCAGGAGGAGGACACGAGGUCACUCUCAUCGGACCCAGGCUGUAUUAUGAAGACCCGCGAGGAAGACCUUUCAGAGAAAAAUAUGUUCCUUGAAAAGCUCUUGGCUGAAUUUAAGCAGCAAAUGGACAAUCUGAAAGCAAAGUAUACACGCACUGAGAACAUGCUCCAGCUGGAAAUCAUUUCUUUACGUCGCCAGCUGGAAAAGAAGAACACUGAACUUGAAAAUUUGAAGAGGCAGCAGACAGAAUUACUGUCUUCCAAGACUCCCCAGUUGAAUAGCUCUCUACAGAAGCUACUCAAAGCUAUGCAGAGCCAACAUUCUGAACUUCUCGUGCAGCAUAUAGCUCAAGCACGAAAUGAAGCCUUCCAGAGUGCACUGAAUGAACUUCAG